CACAACCUCGUCAUGGCUGUGUCAUUUUGCCGUGUGAUUCCACUUCUGAUCCUUGGCUGCUCCUGUUUGAAGGCCUUAGAUGAGAAGCGAGUGGGGGAAAUGCUGAAUCUGGAGCGCGAUCUCCUGCAGAAUUUGCGCGACUAUGCCGAAAAGCUGGAGGAGAAGAUCAGCCUCAUAAACAAUUAUUUGGAAGAUUACAUCGACGAUGUAGAAGAGGCCAAUUUGGAUCCUGAGAAGUACCUCUCCAAUCCCCUGAAUUCCUUCCGCUUGAUCAGACACAUGCACCAGGAUUGGGUCGGCUGGCAAAUCUACAUGGAGGAUCCGGUGGCACCCGAGGCGGUGGAGAAGCUGGAGCGCCUACUGCCUCAUCUUCCGCACAAGGAAGCCUUCAGGAAGGCGGCCAGGGAUGUGCAUAGCUUGACGCAGUUCUACGGCUACGAACCCGCUGAUCUGGUGGCCAAAAAUGAACUAAACAGUUCCCUGCAUCUGUCUCCUUUGGACUGCUAUCACUUGGGACUGGAGCUCUACGAGGAGCAGGACUAUCUGGGUGCAGCCAAGUGGCUACAGGUGGCUGCCCACAACUACACGCUCUCGCGGCACAGAGAUUUGUACGAUCUUCUGGGAGCACCACGCUGGCAGGUCUAUCGAGAUCUGGGCAGGACUCUGCAUAAACUGAAUCGAGAGUCCGCUUAUGACGCCUACGAAUCAGCACUUCGAUUGAAUUCCCAGAACGUGCAUCUCAUGAAGGAGGCGGGUCAGAUGGAGCUGUUCAGCCUGAGGGAUCCCAUGGAAGCCAUACUAGAUCCUGAGCCGACAGCCACAGAUGUGGAAAAAUAUUGUCGAGGCGAAGUUCUGCGGCUUCAGAGUCGCCUGACUUGCGAGCUUAAUGACUGGGUGCAUCCGUUCCUAGUCUACGCUCCCCUUAGAAUUGAGGAUCUCCAACGGGACCCCUUCAUUAUCCUUUAUCCAGGAGGCAUCUACGAACAGGAAAUCAGGCAUGUGGAGAACGCCUACGAACGGUGUCCACCCAAUGAUCGCUUUGAGCUUAAGCAGGGAAUUACUGGGUGUUCCAUCUCCGAUGGACAUAGUCCUGUGCUGAAGCGCAUCAAUGAGCGCAUUUUGGACAUGGCAGGAGUGGAGAAGACUUGGGAGACAUCCCACAUAGUCGAGUACGCUCAGUUGACUCCUUUUGAGCCGUUCCAGCUGUUCAGAAACUCCACAAAGUUUCCAAAGCUAAAUCGUAUGAAUUUCGAGGAUGUGGAGGCCAAAGUGAUAAUAUUCCUGAAAGAUGUGACUUUGGGCGGGGCCUUUACCAUGUCAGAAGAUAUCCUUGUUCAACCCAAGAGGGGCAACGUGUUGAUAUCCUUUGAGAAUAACGAGCACGCCACCACCAUUUGUCCCAUCAUCGAGGGCACUGGAUUAGUCUUGAUCAAGUUUAUUAUGAAAAAGGAGGAGUAAGAGUUGUUUAUAUCACAGCCAAAGACAUUAAAUAAAGUUUACUUCUACACUUUUUUAA
Messenger RNA from Drosophila teissieri, 1516 nucleotides. RefSeq names its product prolyl 4-hydroxylase subunit alpha-2. Gene Ontology annotation, molecular function: protein binding; procollagen-proline 4-dioxygenase activity. The transcript has 7 exons. Lineage: Eukaryota; Metazoa; Arthropoda; Insecta; Diptera; Drosophilidae. Gene Ontology annotation, cellular component: endoplasmic reticulum. Bases 13 to 1458 code for a protein of 481 amino acids. The record is from RefSeq and is a predicted model, not a curated record.